CCCGCGGGGGGGCUGCCCGGGCGCCGGCAGGGUCUGGGCGCGCUCCCGGCUCUCCGCGAAGCUGGAUUCGCUUCUCGUCCCUCUUCCUACCACCAGCACCCACGGUGCCCUUGCCCAGCUCCCCAGGGUCCCACCUGGCCACGCGGGGGCUCCUUUCUGGCUCUGCGUCCAGCUCCUCUUUCCUUCCCGUCUCCCCAUUGCCUGCUGUCCCUGGUAAGAAACUGCAGCCAAAUUAAGGUCUUCCUUCAACCUGAGAUAGCAUUGUCCCUGAAGGGCAAGGAACAUGCCACUAAAAAUUGAACCAACUUGACAUAUGCCUUCAUUUCCCUGGAAGGCAUCUACUACAUUCUGCCAAGAAAUAAGCAGUAUUAGACUCAAUGAAAAAUGUUAUGGCCUCCUAUGAUUCCAAAGUUCAGCGAUUCAGGACUGAAAUAAAGGGCUGAUCUUACAAAGACAUAAGCACAUGAGCUUUGAAUAAUGUUAGGAAGUACGGCCACUUUUAUUUUAUUUUGGAGGGACUACUUUUUUUUACAGAAGGUGGAAGAACAUCCACACAGGAAGCAGCCCUUAGCAAUGAGACCAACUCAAAGGGAGCCUUAAACGGUAACAUCAGGAAAAGCGGUGUUUGGCGAGUGAUGUGCUAAAAAUGAAAAGGUGCUUUGAGGGUGUUGGGCUGCGAUGCCUGUUUAAGGGCGUCAGCAUGGCGGCCCCCAGGCCUGCAAAACACCUCCUCAUCUUUGACUUCGAUGAGACAAUCGUCAACGAGAACAGUGAUGACUCAGUCAUAAGGGCUGCUCCGGGACAGGAGGUCCCAGAACACAUCCGCCAAACCUUCCAGGAAGGCUUUUACAACGAAUAUAUGCAGCGGGUCUUUGAAUACAUGGGAGACCAAGGGGUCAAGAUGCUGGACUAUAAGACGGUCUACGAAAACAUCCCCCUAUCACCUGGGAUGCCGGAGCUUUUCCAGUUCCUCUCCAAGAAUCAAGACCAGUUUGAGAUCAUUCUCAUCUCUGAUGCCAACAUGUUUGGCAUUGAAUGUGCUUUGAGAGAGGCAGGCUGCUACUCUCUGUUCCGCAAAAUCUUUAGCAAUCCCUCUGGCUUUGACAAGAGGGGCUACCUCACCUUGGGGCCCUAUCACUCUCACAAGUGCCUCCAAUGCCCAGCAAACAUGUGCAAGUGCAAAAUCCUCACUGAAUACCUGUCUGAGAGAGCCCAGGAAGGGGUGGAGUUUGAGAAGGCUUUCUAUGUUGGGGAUGGGGCCAAUGACUUCUGUCCCUCCACGGCCCUGACUUCAACAGAUGUUGCUUUCCCACGGAAAGGCUACCCCAUGCACAAGAUGUAUCAGGAGAUGGAGAAAAAGCAACCUGGAGUCUUCCAGGCCACUGUAGUUCCCUGGUACUCAGCUGUGGAAGUUUGCCAGCAUCUUCAGGAGUUCCUCAAGAAGAAAUGCUGAGAAGGGCUUGUUGGUAUAAAAAAAAAAAAAAAAAAGGCUCUUGCUGUCCUGGAGGCAGCACCAAGGAGCAGGCAGGAAAAAGAGGGAAGCUCUCAGAAGCAUCUCAUUCCUCAGUAGCUAAGCUGGUGCCAUAUCUAGCUUUGCAGAGUUGGACUCAGCUUCUGGAAUUCUUAUCCUCCCUCUGCUUUUUUAUUUCUUUCUACGAAGUACUUUCUCUGGGUUCCCACUUCUCCCCUCCCCAUGAUCUUGACAUGAGGUCUUCUCUAUGCAGUUAGCAAAUCCAUGCAGAAGGACAGGCAUGUUGGCAGAUCAAUUUAUUUUUGCUUUCACUUUGAAUUCACUUAAAAUUAUUCUAUUUAAAAAAAAAAAAAAAAAAAGAUUCACCAACCAACUUGUUCUCACAAGGGCCAAAGUGUAUGCAUGCUUCCAUUAGCUCCAAAAUAGAGGUCACCUGACCCACAACUCUAUCAAAACAGUUGGGAUUGCCUACAGCGUUACUCUUUCAUCAUCAUCUUUAAUGCCUUUCUCUACAUGCCCCCUAGACGAAACUGAAAGCUGCUUACAGUUGGCUGAGUAUUGACCCAAUAAUUCAUUCCUGAGGGGUCCUUGCCUCUUCAGGAGGACAGUGGAAAUCUCAUCUAGUGCAGCUUAUGCUGCUGAUAUCUUAUUGUGAGCACUCUCCCCCUGGGCUUGGGUUGCCACCAGCCUACCCCAAACCCUCCAUUCAUUGGCCUCUGUAGGAGGAGGGCAUGGACAUGGGAUUUGGUUCAGGCUGUGGAGUUUGGAGGACACUAUUCAUUUAAGUUUCCACUUGGAGGUUGUUCACUGGAACACAUUCCUAAGCAGACAAGAGUUUUGUAAGGAGAAAUGUGAGUUAAGCAUUUAAAUUGCCUCUUGAAAACCUUCCUCUUCCAGUUCCCAUUCUCAAGCCUUUCCCUCAGAGUAGCACAAGCUGCACAUGGAGCCCUUAGAUUAAAACCCUGUGCCUGCAUUUUACUUUCAUUUCUGGGAUCACUUUCUUCUCCAGAGCCAAGACUACCCUGAUUGUCUCACAAGACACACUCUUCUAUAGUUAUAUUAAGCACAACACCAAGUGGCCCACCUCCAAAGGCUUUGAGCCAGAGCUGGUUUCCAGAGCAGAUGCUCCUCAUCUGCAUUCACUUUCCUGGUAUCAGGUCACAUCCAGGCCUACACUCGAUCCCAGAAAUGUGUUUGCUGAGCUUGCCUGAGUGCUGUCCUGCCUGAAUUGCACUUCAACAGCCAUCCUUUACAGCAGUUCAGCAAAGGUGGUUUGAGAUCUACAGCUGACAAGAGAUCUGUCUCCAUAAGCUAAGUGCUGGUUCCUGUGGGUGUUGGAGCAGCAGUUCUCUGUGUCAUAGACAAAUCACAACAUCCUUGUUGUUAUAGCAGGGCUGAGCCAGCUUCCUGGCCUGAUUCUGAUUCUGAGAGGUGCUGAAACUCCCAUUGAUAUCAGUUGGAGGUAUGGUGCUUAGUGCCCCUUUGGGGUUAGGCUGCUAGAGGAUAAAAACCUCUCUCCACUUCCCAUUCCAGAGUCCUGUCCCAGGCAAUUGCAGUAUUAAUUGUCCCCUGUGAUUGCACUCUGCAGGGGUACCCACUCUGUUUGCCACCCUCUUAUUCUGGCUUUUCCUGGGCUGAUUGCAGCAUUAACUGCCCCCAAUGGUGGCAUCUACAGGGAUGACUGCAGUCUGUCUGCUCCAAAGUAUUUCCCUCCUGCAGUUGCUCUGCACAGUAAGAAAUUAACCAAAGCAGCCCCAGCUUUUGCUCUCCCACCUUUUGUGGGUCCCCCACCUCUACCAUUUGUUCUUUCUCUUCUGCUCCGUCCAGUCAUAUGGAACUGAAAGCCAUGGACAUUUUAGAAACUCCAUAUUGAUGCUGGGUGCAACAUGUAUGUUUGGAAUUUCAUAUGCAUGUUAUGGUGGACAUUUAAAUGACUUUUUUUCCUCUUGUCCCUCAUUAUCUUAAAUAUAUAUACAUAUUUAUAUAUAUAACUAUCCAUA
This is a messenger RNA of Alligator sinensis (Chinese alligator), 3471 nucleotides long. It is a transcript of the gene PHOSPHO1, whose product is annotated as phosphoethanolamine/phosphocholine phosphatase. Gene Ontology annotation, molecular function: phosphatase activity. NCBI's taxonomy places the organism in Eukaryota, Metazoa, Chordata, Crocodylia, Alligatoridae. The coding region runs from base 647 to 1453 and encodes 268 amino acids. Gene Ontology annotation, biological process: bone mineralization involved in bone maturation. The record is from RefSeq and is a predicted model, not a curated record. The transcript has 6 exons.